This is a messenger RNA of Petromyzon marinus (sea lamprey), 1765 nucleotides long. Its product is annotated as arrestin domain-containing protein 1-like. Gene Ontology annotation, cellular component: cytoplasm. Lineage: Eukaryota; Metazoa; Chordata; Hyperoartia; Petromyzontiformes; Petromyzontidae. Gene Ontology annotation, biological process: protein transport. The record is from RefSeq and is a predicted model, not a curated record. Gene Ontology annotation, molecular function: ubiquitin-like ligase-substrate adaptor activity; ubiquitin protein ligase binding.
ACAGACUCACACACACACACAGACACUCACAGACACACACAUACACUCACACAGACACUCACACACGACACGCACACACACACAGACACGCUCACACGUCGCCCGCGCGAUGGGCAAGGCGGACUCGCUCCGCGUGCUGCUGCACGGCGGCCGCCUCGUCUACUACCCGGGAGACGUCGUCUCGGGCGACGUCUCCUUCAGCCUCAGUGGAGCUGCCUCCUCCUGGCUCAGAGCCGUGCACGCCAAGUGCGUGGGCCGCUGCCAGGUGAGCCAGAAGGGGGGCACCUCCGAGCCCGAGGCCACGGAGCAGUACGUGCGACUCGCCCUGCUGCUCUGGAAAAAAGACUCGUCAGGAGCACUGGGCUCUGGCAACCACUCCUUCACCUUCCACUUCCCCCUGCCCACGUCGGUGCCGACGUCGUUCGAGGGCCGCUUUGGCCGCGUGGAGUACUCGGUGCAGGCCGUGCUGGAGGCGGCGUGGUACCGGGCCGACCAGAGCGCCCGCGUCACGCUCUACGUGCUCAACCCCCUCGACCUCAACCUGCUGCCCGAGUGCCGCUCCCCGUCUGUGGUGGAGGUGCAGAAGAAGGUGAACUACUCGCUCUUCAAGAGCGCCACCGUGGCGCUGGCCGUGAGCUCCGACCUCCGGGGCUACGUGCCGGGCCAGGUCAUCCACCUCACCUGCGUCAUCAACAACGGCACCGGCAAAAGCGUCUCCGGCAUCACCGCUACCCUCGUGCAGAAGGUGACGUUCCGCGGGCGCUGCGUGAUGUACGACAUGCGCACGCUGGCUCAGUUGGAGGGCGGCUCGGUGGGGGCGCGCCAGCAGGCGCAGUGGCUGGAGAGGAUCGCUUUGCCGCCCCUGCCGCAGUCGCAGCUCCUCCUGUGCCACCUCAUCGACGUCGACUACUUCGUCCAGGUGGCGAUCCGCAGCAUCGGCGUGGCGGCCACGCUGCCCAUCGUGGUGGGGAACGUGCCGGUGCUGCGCUGCCUGGGGCCCGCGACGGCGCUCACCCCCACCGCGCCGCCCCUGCCCGCGGCGCUCGGCUAUGGCGGCGGUGGCGGCGGCGGCGGCGGAGACGGGCGGCCGUACGAGGCCUCUGCGACCCCUCUGCCCACCAAGCUUCACUCGCCGCUGCAGGACGGCCGCUGCUUCCCCACGCCCACGCACGGCGACUUCGGCGACGCCGGCGGCGCCAGCGGCGGUGCCGCCGCCGCCGCCGGCGCCCCCCUGGCUCCGGGCCCCCCAGCGGCGCCGUUCGGCGUCGGCGCUCCCCAGCUGUGCCUGGCGCCGGGGGAGACGGUGCCGUUCUUCGGCGGCGCCGGCGGUGGCGCCGCCGCCUCCUCCUCGUCCCAUCAUCCUCUGCUGCUUCCUCCCGAGUUCAGUGCCGCCCUCUUUCCGUACGACCCACCGCCCUCCUAUGAAGAGAGCUGCCAGGCGGCAAGCGACGACGCUGCACAGAUGGGCGCGGCCGUCCUUGACCCUUGCCAAAGUGGCAGCGGCACGGAGGGGCCGUGGGCCCCCUGCGGGGAGUGAGGGGGGCCCCCCCCACCGCCCCCCCCCACCGCUACUGCCACUGGGGGUGGGGGGGGGGGUCCCCUAGGCGGAAAGACGCUGACUGAGUGCACGGGGGGUGGGGGUGGUGCAAGGCGCUGCGGCUCGCAAGCGAGCGCCACUGAGCACGCACCACACCACCACCACACCACAACACCACCACCACACCACCACCACCACACCACCACCACACCACCACCACCACACCAC